Messenger RNA from Conger conger (European conger), 2083 nucleotides. RefSeq names its product mediator complex subunit 19b (gene med19b). Lineage: Eukaryota; Metazoa; Chordata; Actinopteri; Anguilliformes; Congridae. Gene Ontology annotation, cellular component: mediator complex. The transcript is spliced from 6 exons. The record is from RefSeq and is a predicted model, not a curated record. The coding region runs from base 263 to 1000 and encodes 245 amino acids. Gene Ontology annotation, molecular function: transcription coregulator activity; transcription factor binding. Gene Ontology annotation, biological process: positive regulation of transcription by RNA polymerase II.
CCUGUUCGAGCCAUUAUACGCUGCGACCUGUUAUGUUCUGAAUAUUGUGCGAAUAUUGUUAACCAAUCCUCUUGCCAUCCAAAAUACCGGUCUGAACCAUUUAAAUAAUUUAAGAGCCUAUAUUAACUUCGUUACGGUAGCUAACGAGAUAUGACGCUUUGUAGUAGGUUGCGAACAUCAACACAGACGGGUCAUCAUAACCAUUUGUUUUAAUUUGAUCUUUAUUUUUUAUUUUUGGUAUUUAUAUUAAUUUGAGAUUGACAUGACAGAAAUAUUUUCAUCUUUGUACGGUCAAAAUGACGCGCAAGGCCCCCCUGGAUCCUCAGCUCUUGGUUUCGGUCCGGGGAAGCCACCACCGCCUCCGACGCAGAAUCAAGUCUCGAUGUCCGUACAGAUUCCACACCAGCUCGCGGAUGAAGGGCCUGCGCUGCGGAAGCCCGGAGCCAUGAACGAACCGUUCUAUUUACUCAGAGAAAUACCCGUGGGAAAUGAGCUAACAGGAAACACCAACCUGAUCACACACUACAGCUUGGAGCACGCUUACAACAAGUUCUGUGGCAAGAAAGUCAAAGAGAAACUCAGCAGCUUCUUACCGGAACUGCCAGGCAUGAUUGACAGCCCGGGCUCUCAGGAUGGCAGUGCGCUGCGCUCGCUCAUUGAGAAGCCGCCGGUGUGUGGGAACAGCUUCAGCCCGCUGGCCGGAGCGCUGCUGAGCGGCUUCAGACUGCACACCGGCCCGUUGCCAGAGCCGUACAGACUGAUGCACAUCCAGCCUCCGAAGAAGAAGAGCAAACACAAGCACCGCCAUCACAGACCUCAGGACCCCAUUCCACCAGAGACUCCCUCUGAUUCAGAUCACAAGAAGAAGAAGAAAAAGAAGGACGAUGAUCCUGACCGCAAGAAGAAGAAAAAGGACAAGAAGAAGAAGAAGAAUCGCCACAGUCCUGAUCACCCUGGACUGACCGGAUCUCAACCCAACAGCAGCAACAGCCUGCGAUGAAGAGAGAGAGAGAGCGUGAGAGAGCGUGAGAGAGAGAGAGCGUGAGAGAGAGAGAGCGUGAGAGAGUGAGAGCGUGAGAGAGAGAGAGAGAGAGAGAGAGAGAGAGAGAGAGAGAGAGAGAGAGAGAGAGAGAGAGAGAGAGAGAGAGAGAGAGAGAGAGAGAGAGAGAGAGAGAGAGAGAGAGAGAGAGAGAGAGAGAGACUUGCGUCAGACAGUCCUGGGUUAAUUACAUAGGUGAAAUACUUUCUCUUCAGAUGCUGGCAAAAGUUUAAAACACUCCUGCGGAUCUGUAAGAACUUUCAUCCAAUCAUGUCACUAACACUUGCGUGCAUAUGUAAGAAGAAUUCUGCUCUGAAUAUUGAAAAAGUUUUCCUGUAAUAAUUUAUUUUCUUCUGUAGAAGGGAGCAUUUUAUUGAUGUCUGAAGUAUUUCAUGUGAUUAUUGACCCAGGUGUGAUAUGGAACAGAACUGAUGCACACUCUCCUGUUGUUCAUGAAAUUAUAAAAAAACAAGACCUCCUUUACUUUUAAUUUACUCAGAAAAAGCUAAAACAUGGAAUCUUUGAGUUGUGGAAGACCCUGUGCAAUCACACGUGUCCAUUAAAGCCACAAUAAAUAUUUAUGCUUAGUUUUUUUUAAUUCAACGUUUUUCUAAUUCCUACAAGGUCUGUCAUUUUGAGAAAUUGUUAGCAGCCGGUGUCACAUGGACAUUCACUCUGAUUGGUGGCUCAAUAAAUGGCCACACCCACUGAUUGGUUCAAAUACAGUUUGCCAUAAUAUUUACUUUUUUGUUUUGAGCCAAAACCAACUCCUUUUUUACUGAGCAGCAUACAAACCGUCACUUUCAGGAUUUAAACAAAGGUUUUAAAUUCCCAUCUUAAAGAGUGUGACAUUUUAGCGUUUAGUGUUCUGGUUGUUUAUCUACCCCGGUGGUAAACAUGAUGUCGAUUGUACAGGGUCUUUACAUGGCUGGAUGGGGAGUGUAGUUGAGCUCUGCUGGUUUACUAUUGGAGGGUUCAGGAGGAAGUGGGAGGAGCGUACGCACUGGAAUGUCACAAUAAAUUUUUGUUACCUGUUUAAACAGC